Messenger RNA from Rotaria sp. Silwood2, 1101 nucleotides. The record is from the annotation of a GenBank genome assembly. Lineage: Eukaryota; Metazoa; Rotifera; Eurotatoria; Philodinida; Philodinidae.
AUGUCUAAAGCUACCGCUAUCGUUUCAAGCGGUUUUACAAGUUCAUCAUUGUCACCACCAACAUAUACUCUAGCUGUAGUUAGUGUUAAUCCAUUAUCAGGCAAAUCAUCAUUAUGUAAACGUCUUAUUGAUUCAAAUAUUGAUAAUUAUCAAUCGUUUUUAUUAAAAACUAAAUCCACUAAUAAUCAACAUAUAGCAACAUGGUUUUAUUGGGGUACAGUAAGACAUCGACGUUCAGAUGAAAAACGUGAAGCAUUAUUUCAUUUAAUUGAACAUUCAACAAUAGCUAUUGAAGAUAAUGAACAAUAUGAUAAUUAUAUAAAACGUAUAACAUCAUUAACAUUACGCCCAGAAGAAAAAUUUCAAAAUGAUUCAGAUUAUCCACAAAUAAAAACAUUUCCAAAAGAUAAAAUAACACUUGAUGCUUUUUUAUGUAUACAUGAUUUAUCAUCUACGAAACAAAUAUCCGAACUUUUAUUUCUUCUUCAUUCAUUAUUUAAAACACGUCGUCCUGUAUUAAUAAUAACAACGAAAAAUGAUUUAAUUAAAAAUCAAUCUGAUUUGGCAUUACAAUUCGAGCAAUCAAUACGUCGUUCAUCAUCAAAUGAUUCACAAUUAUUAUUAAAUAUACCUAUUAUACAUACAUCAGCAAAUGAACACGUGAAUAUUCAAGCUGUACUUGAACUUGCUUUAUAUGCAUGCGAUGAACAAAUAUUAUCAUCAUCAUCAUCAUCAUCCGCAUCAAGAAAAUCUUCACAUUCAAAUAUAUUAAUGUCAAAAUAUAUUCCACCAACAUAUGAAGAUGCAUAUAGAAAUGAGCAAUCAUUAAAACAUGUUAUACAAACUGAAUAUAAAACAUUAUUAACAAGACAUGUUUUAGAUUUUCGAUUAGGUUUAUGGAUAAAAUUUUAUACAAAUUGGCAACAUCAUACAAGUAUACAGACAUUUAUUGAUAUGUUUGGAAAACAACAAGCUGAACGAUUAUAUGAUGAGCAUAUUGAUGAAUUAAAAACAAUAUCAAGACAAAAAUUAAUUGAUGAAAGAUUAAUUCCAAUUGUUGAAUUACUUGUUACAGAUCAAAAAACGAAAUUAUCGAGGUAA